AUGACUAGAUCUAUAAUAUCACUGCUGACAGUCCUCGGCCUAGCUGGCGCACAAAGCAUCUCUCACAGUAGUCGUAAUGGGCGGCCAACAUACGACGUGCCUACAAUCCUGAAAGCAUUUAAGAGCUGCAAUAACGGCGGAAAUGUUGUCUUCCCCGCCGGAAACACAUAUCAUAUCAACUCUCGGCUCAACCCAGUGCUCAACGAUGUAACAAUCGAUUGGCACGGCGAAUGGGAAUUCAGUCAGGACCUCGACUACUGGAGGAACAACUCGUAUCACAUUGCGUUCCAGAAUCACGCGGCUGGCUUCGUGAUAACUGGUGAUCAUAUCCGCAUCGACGGUUACGGUACCGGAGGUAUCAAUGGAAACGGUCAACUCUGGUAUUUCGACGAGCGGGGCAACCCCCCCGUCACCCCAGGAGCUACCCGUCCGGGGCGUCCCAUGCCCUUUAUGUUCUGGAACGUUUCCGACGUGUCUGUGAAGAACUUCCAUGUGGUCCAGCCGCAGCUCUGGAGCAUCAACAUCCAAAACGGCACAGACAUGGUAUUUGACAACAUCUAUACCAACGCGACUAGCCCCGAAGCGCCCACGGGCUGGAACUGGGUGCAGAACACGGAUGGUUUCAACACAAUGGAUUCUCGCAACAUUGUACUGACAAACUUUGUAUACCAAGGCGGCGACGAUUGCAUUGCUAUCAAGCCUCGAUCCUACAACAUUUUCAUUCGCAAUGUAACAUGCCACUCCGGUAACGGCAUUGCUAUUGGUUCCCUUGGACAAUACCUUGAAGAUUCUUCCGUCGAGAACGUACACAUUGACCAGGCAACGAUCAUCAAGGGUGGCGCCCAGAAUUCGAUCGGAAACGCGGUGUAUAUCAAGACUUGGGUAGGUGAGCUGGUUCAAGGAGGCGACCGAGACUACGAAAGCGACUAUCAGCCCAGAGGUGCGGGAUGGGGUGGUGUGAGGAAUAUGCUGUUCAGCAACUUCAUCGUGCGGGGAGCAAAGAGUGGAGGUGUGAUAACGCAGAACAGCGGAGACAAUGGGUCUUUCGCGGGAACUUCCAACAUGCUUGUCAACAACGUUGCCUUUGUCAACUUCACGGGCUACUUGGACGGCAAGACUACGACGGCGAGCGUAAGCUGCUCGACCAGGCAACCCUGCUAUAACAUCGAUUACAAGAACUACACGCUCUAUACAAGCUCUAACAUGACGAGCACAGGAAAAGCUAGCUGCAAGUGGACGGCAGAAGGAGGGGUUCACGGCGUAGCAUGCUAGGUGUUUUCCAGGAAGUCCAUUACACUAUCGUACAUGCCAACAAAGCACUACUCUAUUCGACUGAAGCACUAUAAAUGCAGUCAUACGUGAUAUUGCGUGUUUCUCGUUGUCGUAAGUCAUGUUCGCGCAGGGCACGCGCUUCUCUCGUGGCCUGCUGCCUGUCUGUGGUCCGAUCUCUUUAUGAAGGCUCGUCUCAAGCAUUAUGAUGAAUACUUGCUUCCGCCAUAGUCGCUUUCCAUGUCUGCCCGAGUGUAUCCGUUCCAUCCUUGCGCCUGGUUCAAAUGCUUUCAUCCCUUACGCCCUGCACCUUUGCCUCCCCAGGUACAACUUCCUUGACUGUCAGAUGCCCUAUCCACCUUUCUGCGAUUGCAAGCCC
Messenger RNA from Paraphaeosphaeria sporulosa, 1648 nucleotides. Its product is annotated as putative extracellular exo-polygalacturonase. The transcript has 4 exons. NCBI's taxonomy places the organism in Eukaryota, Fungi, Ascomycota, Dothideomycetes, Pleosporales, Didymosphaeriaceae. Gene Ontology annotation, biological process: carbohydrate metabolic process. Bases 1 to 1272 code for a protein of 423 amino acids. Gene Ontology annotation, molecular function: polygalacturonase activity. The record is from RefSeq and is a predicted model, not a curated record.